AUGGAAGUGAUGGAAAUCGCUGGAAAAGGUCCACUAAGAGCUCCAAUAUCUCUUGCUCUAGAAAUAGAGGUACUUGGAGAUGAAUCACAACACCAACAUCCACUUUGGGAACCGGACACUGAUCCCACACGAUCUCCACGGCCGGGUUUACCAAGAUCCAGCCGCAUCGUGCCACAUCCGUUCCCUCCCAACCGCGCUCAUCCGACGUUUGAAGGACCUAGCCGAGACGAGCAUCAUUACCAUCAUCAUCAAAACCGACCUCCGGUUUAUCAUCAACCACCUAGACCAGUGUUGCAUUCACACCACGACCAUGUUCUCAAUAGGCGGAGAGAUAGCCAUUUCGAUGCCGUGCUUGAGGGUUUCAUGGAGAGCCAAAGAAGAACUAGCCGCGACAUUGAGACAAAGCUAGAGUUCACGCGAUACGAACUAGAUGGAAGACUUGGAGAACUCUCUACCCAAAUAGAGAGAGUAGAGUCAAGAUGCUUGGACAUGGAGGAAGAUUUGAAGAAGCAAGGCGAGGCCAUUGAAGACAAUAGGAGAGCGAUACACUUUACCAAAGUUUCUACCAAGGAGAUGGACAAUCACUUAGAUGAGAAGAUCACAAGUCUUGAUAACAACCUCGAUGGCACCACCAAGAGUCUCAAUUCAAUAACAGCAGUAGCUCAUCAAGCUAAGAGGGAGGUAGCCGAAGUAACCUAA
Messenger RNA from Microthlaspi erraticum, 699 nucleotides. The record is from the annotation of a GenBank genome assembly. NCBI's taxonomy places the organism in Eukaryota, Viridiplantae, Streptophyta, Magnoliopsida, Brassicales, Brassicaceae.